Somion occarium is the source of this 1987-nucleotide messenger RNA. NCBI's taxonomy places the organism in Eukaryota, Fungi, Basidiomycota, Agaricomycetes, Polyporales, Cerrenaceae. The record is from the annotation of a GenBank genome assembly.
GGCUGUCUCAUGUUUCAGUACAAGCUGCCGUCGAAGCGGCUUUACACGACUAUCAUAUUCAUUUCACCAGCGGUAGAAACACCCUUUCGCUCCCGAACUAUCUCGUUGACCUUUGUAUCCCCUCCUUGAGGCUUCAACGCGCUUCCAAACUAGCUUUCUGGCUCAUUUUCGUUCCUUUAUUUUGUGUUGUCAUUGUUGUCUAUCAUGUCUCAAGAGGGUGUUAGCAAAGAUGUACAAGACCGGUUGAUGAAGGCACGAAUUCAUCAUAGGACGAAGGGUACCGUACCUUGGCCAGUCAAGCUUUCUCAGACGCAUCUAGCAUUCGACAAUUGGAACCAAAUGUUCAUGAAGAACCUGUGUCGUAAUAUCACUAUGCACCAGUUCGAUGCUCCGCCGUCGCGAGUAUUGGACUUAGGUUGCGGUUGCGGACUCUGGAUCCUCGAGGCUGCACAAGAAUGGAAAGAUACACAGUUUGUUGGCUUUGAUAUAUACAAUAAACAACCAGACCUUCAGAGGUUAGGCAAUAUUGUAGACGUGAUAAAGGAAUCUGGAUUACGACGUAUAUCCCCUCGAGUGCAUUGGGUGCACGGUAAUAUGCUGGAGCGGCUGCCUUUCGAAGAUGGUGAAUUCGAAUUUGUUCGCAUAUGCAAUGUUGCCCUCGGUGUUCCAGAGGAUGAGUGGCCAGACAUAUUUCAGGAAAUAGCUCGAAUAUUAAAGCCAGGCGGUGUUCUCGAGAUCGUCGAGGAUGAUCUGAUAUUUCCUACUGGUCCUGGGCCGGAACGACGUUCACUGUUUAAAAGCCAUUCAUUGCUCUCAGUCCCUCUGUCCUUUCAAGGUGAUGACCCCUCCAGAAGAUCUGAUGGAGGAGACCUCCUGACUCCUACAGUAACAUCACCCAUCUCAGCUGUUUCAAAUCCGGCCCCAUGGAAUACAUCCCCGCAGCUUCAUGUCGACGACCCGACUCUCCAACCGACCAAUAUCAUUCAUCCAAGUAGUCUAGCUGCAUCUACUAUGCGACAAGCAUUGAAAGCUCAGCAACGACAGGGGAGCAAUGAAGACUUGUCUGAUUUCAUGAACCCGCAGGAUCAUACAAAAUUGAAACAAGCAUGGCAAAAGAUGCUUCAAAAGAGGUGGAUAUCUGCGAGACCUCUGUCUGUCAUUCCGCUAUUCCUUUCUGCCGAGUUCCGUGAAGUCCGAACACAUCCAACUUUACGUGUUCCUAUUCCACCCAACUCCGAUUCAGUUACCCUUAAAGACACUUCGUCUGUCCUUUCGGAUACCGAACCUGACUUCAUCAUCGACCUCAAGGCACAUUCGAUCCGAAAACGGUCCGUUGAAUCGCAGACGCCUGCAGGUGACACUUCGUCAAUGCACUCUGUGCAAUCAGAUUCAGCGACAAUGCAUUCAUGGGCUGCCAUGCAUCUGGCAAGGGCCGUCAGUGUCGUCGAGAGUUGCAAAGAAGCUAUUUGGCAAGAAUAUAGGAACUUUGACUUGAUGUUUCCGGAAUUGGAUAAAUAUGACCUUCGGGAUGAGUUUGAGGCUUGUUGGAAGAACUGGCAUAAUGAUAUGGUAGACCGUAUUGGAAUGCGUAAUAAGAUCGGCCGCAGCGUCGGUUGGCCAUUACCCUUCGAAAUCGCACAAGAACUACCUGAUUGGCGUAUCUGGCGUGCGCGACUAGGCAAAGUCUCCGAUUCAGACAUCCUGAAAGCUUUGGACACUGAUCCCGCUGAAAAGGAUCACGAUGAAGACAUAUGUAGAUGCCUCAAAGGGACGACCGGACAUGCCUACCCUAUGCUCAUGCUAAUACUUCGGUUUUCAUUGGAUGCUAUGUUUCAUAUACCAUUUCUAGUACAUAUACCUUAUAUCUAUUCCUUCACUCUGCUUCGUGCAACCUUUUCUUUCUAACAUAGUGGAUUGCUGCACAUUACCCAUGCCAAUGCUCAUGAUGUUGACGACUCGCUCUUGCACAUGGGCGAUCCACGAACAC